CCCAUACCGGUAUUUUCUCUUCCCCAUCCAAACUCCACCCAACCUCUAUCAUUCACCCCCAAUCUUUCUAACACUGUUCUCAAGCCCUGUUAAUUUUCUCCCGCUAUUUUCUCAUUACUUUCUCGGAAGGGGAAAAAUGGGUGACGAGGUUGCUACCGAUAUGGCGACAGAGGUUCCCAAUCUAGGGGAGAAUGUCGUUGAGCCGACUGUCGAGAAGGGCGAAGGAGUCAAGGUUGUGGAGCAGCCAGCGGCUCCUGAGGUUGGAGUGAAGCAGGGAGAGCCCGUGGAAGAGAAUCUUGUCGAGGAUGCCGUUGAGUCGGCUGUCGAGAAGGACGAACAAGUUAAGGCCGAAUCUUUGGAGCAGCUAGAGGAUGUAAAAAGCGCCACUGUUGAGGAAAAGGACAGCACGACGGCGGAGACUAAGGAACCACCCAAGUUGCAGAAGAAAAGUGAAAACAUCAAAUUUGAUGCAACUCUUCUCCCGGAAUCUGACGACCCAGCGGAGAUUAGGAAGCAGGUCGAGUUUUAUUUUUCAGAUUCCAACCUCCCCUUUGACAAAUUUCUCUUCGGCCUCGUUGGUAAAGAUAACCGCUCAGUCCCUCUUAAGCUUAUCCGCUCCUUCAAACGCAUGCGCCGCUUCACAAACCCAGAGGCCAUCGUCAAAGCGUUGCGUGAGAGCGAAGCAUUAGUCAUCACUGGUGAUAUCGGAGAAGAGACCAUUCGGCGGAAGAUUCCAUUGAUCAUCAACGAGGUUGAAAACAAGGAGGGUAACGUAGAGAGCAAAGAUUCCAAGGAUAAAUCCAACCAUCGGGGGUAUCAACCCACCCCCCGUCAGGCCUGGGAUGCGGACAUUACCGGUGGUCGGAAAUUCACGGACCUAACCAUCCCAAGAAGUAUUUAUGCGAAAGGUUUCGGCGCUGAAACUCCCACUACUCAGAUCGACCUCGAAAAUUUCUUCGCACCUUACGGACCCAUUGCGUGUGUGCGCCUCAGACGGACAAGAACCGGGUUUUUCAAGGGCUCCAUCUUCGUCGAGUUCAAGGACGAAGACCUCAUGAAAGGAUUCAUGUCCUUGGAAGAAAAACCCAAAUGGAACGACACCGAUCUACAAUGGCUCACUAAGAAAGCCUACUGUGAUGGGAAAAUUCAAGACAUCAAAGACGGGAAGAUCCAACCAACACUACACCCACCCCAUAAGUCCCCCAGCAACAAGAGUGGACACCGCGGGAACAACCAGCGAGGGAACAACCAGCGGGGUAGAGGCAAGGCCGGACGAAGCGGCAACGGUGGGAGGGGAGGCGGAAGACACCAGGGUAGCAACGGCAGAAGGGGAAACGGCGGGAAGGGUAGAAAUGACCGUGGUGGACCGCCAAAGAUCAAGACUACCCCAGGGGGGGUAGAUGGGAUUCCGCUGGUGAAAACAAACGGGAGUGCCUCCGAAGCCGACGAGGAUAACAACAACAAACGCAAAGCGGAGAAUAGUGCUGAAGUGCACACGGAAGUUAAAAAGAUCAAGCAGGAGUGUGACAAUACCUACAUUAAACAGGAGUGCGACAAUACCCACAUUAAACAGGAGUGCGAUAAUACCCACAUUAAACAGGAGGCCGCUUGAACGAAACGAAACGCCCUUGCGCCCACUUUAUGGCACUUUAUGUACUAUAGCUAAAAGUUAACUAACGUCCACCCAUGAUCGGUAUUGGAGACUUGGCGGGAGCAAAGAAACAGAAAAGUAAUGACGGAGGGAUGAAUGUUUUUUUCUCUCUUUUUGCCCUGUCUUAGCUUAUAUUUCUGGUGUAUUUUGAUUGGUUUUUUCCUUUUUUUCCUUUUUUUGUAUUGUUAUGGUCAUCUCUCCUUUCUCCAUUUCAGUAUUCGCCAAAUAUAAGCAUCGUAUCGCCCGAA
This is a messenger RNA of Tuber melanosporum (Perigord truffle), 1899 nucleotides long. RefSeq lists its product as uncharacterized. Gene Ontology annotation, cellular component: nucleus. Bases 137 to 1612 code for a protein of 491 amino acids. The transcript has 3 exons. Lineage: Eukaryota; Fungi; Ascomycota; Pezizomycetes; Pezizales; Tuberaceae. Gene Ontology annotation, biological process: RNA processing. The record is from RefSeq and is a predicted model, not a curated record. Gene Ontology annotation, molecular function: mRNA binding.